AUGCAUCAAUGGCUCAUUGAGCACUGUGGUCUGGAAGGCACAGAAAACGAAAUACAUACAGUUACAGGUGCCACUGCCUACCACGAUACACAUGAGACAUCGAUUUGGCCUCAAAGAUUACUAGUCCGAGUCGACAGCCACCAUUCAACCCAAGAUAGACGCGACUCGCUAGGCAGUAGCAACGAAUCGCGCGAAUCUGAGGAAGAAACAACACCAAGUAGCAUCCCUGACGCAUUGGAAACGGAAGAGGACUAUGAAUUAAACCCAAGCAUCAUCUCAAGCAUCGAAGCACUCCUCGGAGACUCCGACUCCGACGAACCAAGCGAUCUACCAACCCCUUCCUCAACCCCAUCUUACCCCGUCUCGCCCAUCGAACAGCAAACCGUGACACUCCACCAAGAUCUCGUCGCCCUCUUCAUCCACCACAGGAUCGCCGCCGCCACAACAUCCACCCCCGCCCCCUCCUCCCUCCUCGCGGCCGAAGAAAUGGAAACACUAAUGUCACACUACGAAACCAGUCUCGCCUCCCCACUCUACUCGGGCCUCUCAACCCGCAUCCACCUCAGCAUCCUCUACACCGCCUACACAAUCUCCGACCGCACCUUCUUCCCGCGGUCCCCCUUCGCCACCUUAGCAUUCAGCUAUCUAAGCCCCAAGCGGUAUCUGGCGCGUAGAUUGCGGUGCCAGAGGGUGUCGAGCGAGAUGCUGGUGGUGUUUCAAAAUUUACAGACCCUGGUGAGGGAGUUGGAGGCUGUGAUGUGGGGGAGGAGACGGUAUUUGAGAAGGUUGGGGAGGUAUCCGGAGGUUGUGGCUAAGACGAUUUGGAUGAUGGAUCCGACGGUGACGCAUAGGUGGGUUGGGCCGUUGGUGUUGUAG
Messenger RNA from Bipolaris zeicola 26-R-13, 876 nucleotides. RefSeq lists its product as uncharacterized. The transcript has a single exon. The coding region runs from base 1 to 876 and encodes 291 amino acids. Lineage: Eukaryota; Fungi; Ascomycota; Dothideomycetes; Pleosporales; Pleosporaceae. The record is from RefSeq and is a predicted model, not a curated record.